GACAACCAAGCGGUUGCAAGAAUUGAAUGGUAUAAACGAUCUCAGGAAAUCCAGUAUGAUGUUCGUUCACAACUCCGAAUGGAAAGUCCAUCCCCCAUCUCUAUGCCUAUAAAAGGCUGAAAAUAAUCACACUUGCGGAAUUAAUUUAUUUCAUUUUCGCCCCAUGGAUUGAAUCAGAAUUCUCUGCAAUUUCUUCCUUUUUUUCUUUUAAGUGUACGGACCAAGAGAAAGAAGUUUAAUUAUUGCUUGGAAAUUCGAGUGGAAGUGGUAAAGGAAGAGAGAAUGUGGGGAUUUGGGGGGAGAUAUUAUUGGGGGAGAAAGGAAAGGGUGGAAAGAAGGAAAGGUGGAGGAGGGAUAGUUGCAGUGUUUGCUUGGAUGUCGAGUCAAGAGAAGCACUUGAAGAACUAUGUUCAACUUUACGCUUCUUUGGGUUGGGAUUCUCUUGUUUGCCACUCAGAGUUCUUAAACAUGUUCUUCCCUGAGAAGGCUGCAGCUCUAGCGCUUGAUCUUCUUAAGGAACUUGUUGAGGAGCUAAAGAUUAGUCCAUGCCCUGUGGUCUUUGCAUCUUUUUCUGGUGGUCCUAAGGCCUGCAUGUACAAGGUUCUUCAGAUGAUUGAGGGAUUGUGUGAAGUGCAAAUAAAUCCAGAUGACCUCCAAUUGGUGAAGGAGUGUUUUUCGGGCCAUAUCUUUGAUUCUAGUCCAGUGGAUUUUACCAGUGAUUUGGGUGCCCGAUUUGUUGUUAACCCAACAGUUCUUAAAAUGUCUCAUCCACCGAGAAUAGCAUCGUGGAUAGCAAAUGGCAUUGCAUCUGGUCUUGAUACUCUCUUCCUUAGCAGGUUUGAAUCUCAUCGUGCUGAGUAUUGGCAGACUCUAUAUGCUUCUGUUAGGAUGAGGGCCCCAUAUCUCAUAUUAUGCUCUGAAACUGAUGAUCUUGCUCCUUGUCAAAUUAUCUGCAAUUUUGCUCAAAGAAUACAACAACUUGGGGGUGAUGUAAAACUUGUGAAGUGGAAUGGUUCUCCUCAUUUAGGUCAUUAUCGGCAUUAUCCAAUUGAUUACAAGGCUGCUGUGACCGAGCUUCUUGGUAAGGCAGCUGCCUUAUAUUCCCGAAGAAUUCAACAACUUGAGGGUGAACGAAUGGGAUCAGGCGGGGCACAGGAUGAAAUCUCUGAGCCAAUCUCCAAUAUCAGCAAGACAACCUUAAGCCCAAUCCAGAGCUUUCAGGGAACUCCUCUGGUGCAAAGUGAUGAUUUCCUCUUGCCUAGUUCAAUAGAAUAUUAUGAAGGUAGAGAUUUUGGGUCUGUGCAAGAUCAACACAAAGAAGGUUUGAUCCAUUUGCCUCACCCACCAAGCAUUAAUCUUCAUGGGGUGCUUGGUCAAAUCCUUUUUGAUGUCUGCGUUCCCAAGAACGUUGAAGGUUGGGAUAUAAAGUCAUCAGAUUCCUCAAGCAGACGCCCAUAUACAUCUCCACGGCGAAAUUCCCAUUUCAAUCCAAUCAAAUGCAUUCGUCGAUCCAGACUAUGACAUACCGUGCGGACUACUUUUAGCAGAGGCUUGUUCGUGAAUUUGCAGAAUCCGUUCUCUUUUUCUGGCUUGAAGAGUUCGAUGGUGGAGGGAAUGCUUUGCAAUCUGGGCCAUAGCACAAUGAAACUCAAAGGAACAAAAAAGGGGUGAUAAGUAGGGAUGGCAAUAUGUGAUUUCUAAUUUCCUGUCUUGUUGGACAAUAAGAGGAUACUGCCAUGAUAUGAGCAGAUAGACCUCUGUUCUAACGUAAAAUGUAUAGCGACUUUACUAGAAAAGCACUAACUUCGUGUGGAGUCUGUCAGAAUCAUCACCGUUAUAAUGAAAAUAUUCAUACAAUAA
This is a messenger RNA of Durio zibethinus, 1860 nucleotides long. RefSeq lists its product as uncharacterized. The record is from RefSeq and is a predicted model, not a curated record. NCBI's taxonomy places the organism in Eukaryota, Viridiplantae, Streptophyta, Magnoliopsida, Malvales, Malvaceae.